Harpegnathos saltator (Jerdon's jumping ant) is the source of this 5080-nucleotide messenger RNA. RefSeq lists its product as uncharacterized. Gene Ontology annotation, molecular function: protein binding. NCBI's taxonomy places the organism in Eukaryota, Metazoa, Arthropoda, Insecta, Hymenoptera, Formicidae. The transcript is spliced from 13 exons. Gene Ontology annotation, cellular component: extracellular region. The record is from RefSeq and is a predicted model, not a curated record. The coding region runs from base 378 to 3392 and encodes 1004 amino acids.
UAAAGUUUUGUUACGUAACGAGAAAUGUACUCGCGAUUGCAGGAUGCAGAUACGAGGGCCGCCGCUAUCAGGAAGGAACGGCCGUGAGUACGUCCGAGCCCUGCCUGCGCUGCCGAUGCGCCGACGGCGCACUGAGAUGCCGGCUACGGGUGUGCCCGCGACUGCCGAACCCACCACCGUCGGGCUGCCACAUUCGUGCACCGGCCGAGAAUGUAUGCUGCGCCGAGUUGGUAUGCGGCGGACCACGCGACGUCGAGAAUAUAUUGCGGAGAGCCGGUAUACAAACGAACGCGGAAGCCGCGGAUGAGAGGCACCCUCACCACUCACAUACAGAAGGAUGUCUGCACGAGGGGGUCCGAUACGGCUCGGGAUCGGCGAUGAUGGGCUCGCGUCGCUGCGAGUACUGCUAUUGCAUAUCCGGCGCGCGGAGGUGCAUCCGACCGAAGUGCCUGCUGCCGCUGCCGGGGUGCAGCCCGCUGUACGCACCCCAUUCCUGCUGCCCGGUCGCCUACAACUGCACCUACCACCAUCCGUCGACGAUGGCACCGAUAUCGGGGAACGGAUGUCGCGUGGGCGAGCGCACUUACGCCGAGGGCGAGAUGGUACGCGACAUCGAGUGGAAGGCCGCAUGCGACAAUUGUUUCUGCGCGAUGGGCGCCGUACGAUGCGUCCCGCUCGCGUGCGCGCCACCUCUCCAAGGCUGCAGCCCGAUCGUGCGAGAAGGACAAUGCUGCCCGUCCACCUACAACUGCAGCGGUAGCAUCGAGGUGAAGGCCACCCAGAACUACGCAUCCUACGCCUUCAUCAGCAAGGACUACGCCAAGUUCCGCAAGGAGACCAACUUCUUCCCGGCAAUCGAUCAAUCCACGUAUACGUCCGUCGAAGCACGAGGCCACAGGGUGGUCGAGGAGCAAGUUAGCACUGGCGCGAUCGAUCCUGAGGAGGAUUCGUCUGUCGCCACCUACUCGACCGCUUGGCCCUCGACCAUGGAGACCGACAUCAUGGACAAUGAAAUCUUGAUAGGGACGGUGGACUACAAAUCGACCUUGGAAGUGACGACCGCUGCGGUUUCGACAAACGAGUUAUCGAGCAACACCGAGUCGACCGCGUUCGAGCCGACGUUCGCGUCCACCAAAGACGCUGAUUCCGUCACCGAUUCCUGCGCGACGUGCUCCACGAACACGCUCACGGACUCGACAAUCGCGACCACGGAGGUGGAGAAGGAGGAGGAGGAGGAGGAGAAGGAUCCAUCUAGCACGGACGAUGGCACGACGAUCUCGUCGGCGGAAUGGACGACGGCGCUCUCGGAAUUAACGCUCGAUAACGGGAACGAUGAAAACGGGAAUACCGGCGAGGAUAAAAAUAAAAACGCGAACGAAAACGAGGACCGGGACGAGGACGAGGCCGCGGGGAUGAGGCGGCGUCCGAGCGCGGCCGAGAAAGCGGAUAUAAUUGAGAAAAACAAAGCUACGACGCAUCCUUUCGCAAUUUCCACGGAUGCCGGCGACACGGCGCUUGUCCCCGAUGUGAAAUCGCCCGAGAACUCCACGCUCGCCAAGAGAACGGAAGAGGCGGCCGUCGCUAAGAGACCCGUCACCAGUCCAUCGUCGACGAUACUCAUGCCAGACGACAUCCUGGUGAUGAACGUGACACUGAAGACGAAUGUCUCGGUGGGUCAUAUACAGGGUGUCACGAUAAAUCCAAUUAAGUCCAUACUGCCCGACGUAGAAGCCAUUCUGAACAUCACUCAUCGCGAAAAGACCGGGGAUUAUGAUUACGACUACAGCGGACAGGCUUUGCUGCCGAACGUUAGGAUAAUACCCUUCCUGGUGACGGACGCGCUGGUGAACGGCAAGAAGGACGUAUCCUCGUCUAAGACUGGAUACUCCCCCGGCUCGAGGGUGGUAUCCCCUGAGCUACGACCGACCGAUGCUUCCGGUUUUUACGACAUUGUGACCCAAGAGAACCGAUUUAGUCCGCCCGUAAAGACCGAAGGUGGCUUUGUGCCCAGAGAGCCCCCGUAUUUCGACGUUCCCUACCACUCCACGGACCUGAAUCUCGAGAUCGGCACCGGAGUCACCGUGGUCCCGGCGGCGCAGGUUGCGAAUCCGCACCGGAAGAACGACGACAUGUCCAGCAAGUGCCACGUGCAAAACAUGGAAUACCGUCACGGCGAGACCCUGCCCGGCGCCGCUCUCUGCGUGAUCUGCGUGUGUUUCUACGGGGAGAUCGCGUGCUCGCCGGAGAAGUGCCCGCCAUUGAAGAUCGGUUGCCGGAGGAUCACCUCCGAGGGCAGAUGUUGCGGGGAGAUCGUUUGCGUGAAAGCCGACGAGUCGCCGACGGUGGUGCUGAACCGCGCCGACGCCACGGCGCCUUCCCAGCGGCAGCCCACGGUUUCCCCGGACCCGUUCCGCGACGUUAUCAAGACCGAGCCGGCCCCCGACUUACCUUCCUUAAUCGAGGACAUGAUACGCGGCAUCACGACAGCCAGGCCGACGACGUCCAUGGCAGCGGCGGCGGCGGCGGCCGGGACUUCCAAGACCUCGGCUCAAGGCUUGACAGGCAAUCAGCUGCAACACCCAACGAACUUUGACUUCAUGGUGCCGCUUAUACGGCCACCCUUUGAUUACGGGGGAGAGACGGUAGACUCACCUUUCAUCUCGGAGAUCAAGUACGAUGGCGUAAACGACGGCGAAGCGUCCCCGAGGGACACCAUCCCGCCGUUAACGUACGAGCCGGAGGACCGGCUCGCCGAUCGCACCGAGGCGAACGCCCAGGCGAGCGUCUUCGGCUACGACGAUGCGACCUUGAACAAGCUAAAUCGCACGGACGACGACUCAGAGAACGGCAACAGCACCGAGCAGAAGUUCGCGCUAAAGAAGACCGCCGCUUCUCUGGUCGACAAUCGCGACGGAGAUUCCACCGGCAAGGGCAAUCACAGCGAGUCGAAUGCAAGCUCGUCGAUCGCAGGAGGAGACGAGGGCAAGGUCGUCGAGGGAGACGUCGAGGGCGAGAAGCAAGGCGUCUCUUCCGUCGACAACGUGUUCUCCUCGAGCGCCAGCAGCAUCAGCAGCGAGUCGAGCGCAAGCUCGACCAAGACGCCAGAUGUUUCCACCGUCAGCGGCGCACGAGAGGGUCAGGAGACAGCUCUCGCCGCCGCCUCGUCGACGAGUGCGGAAGGGUUAGCCGAGGAGACGGGGACUGUCGAGACGUCCUCGAAGGUCCUCGACAACGAGAUAUCCAUGUCCGUCGGCAGUUUGUUGAAGCUGGCGGGCUGUAAUAUAUACGGGCGGAUGUAUCGCGUCGGCAGAAUCAUCACCGAGCUCUCGAAUCCCUGUCAGGAGUGUAGAUGCACGGAGAUCGGUGUCCAGUGCAAAACGCUGCAGUGUUGAUCGGACGCCGAUUUCUUGUCCCUCUCUCUUCCCCUCUGUCUCUUUCUUCGUCUCCCUGCGCUCGCCCUCGUCGAAGCAAGUCGGCGGGAUGCAACGUUAAGAGAACGUGUAUACGCGGUCCGAUGAAGCAGGCGCGAUACGCCGUCUCCUCGUGAUGCCCGGAGAAUUGAAAGUGCGUGCGCACGGGGUUCUCCCCCGCGAGGCAGCUCGUUUUUCGCACGCGGAUGAUGCGAUUGUGAAUCUUCUUCAGAUUUCCUGCCUUUAUCCCGAAAGCGUGCCGAAAGUUUGCGACCGCAACGGGAAGAGUCUCGAAAGUGCUUUCGGCGCGAGCGAAAACGAUGUUUGGAUUUUGCAAUCGGGAGAAAGAGAGAGAGAGAGAGAGAGAGAGAGAGAGAGAGGGAAGGGGAGAGGGAGAACGGAGUGUUCGCGCGAAAUUACAUGAAAAUUUGAAUAGGAUACUCGAGCUGGAACAACUUCGUAAUGGGCGUUUAUGAAAAUUUCCACGUUGACAAAUUUCAAGUGUAACACUCGUUGCCGUCAACUUCGUCGGAUUUAACGGAAGCAACGACGUCAUCGGACGCGCGCAGGGAAGUGGACGGAGCGCUCUCUCUCACUCUCUCUCUCUCUCUCUCUCUCUCUCUCUCUCUCUCUCUCUCUCUCUCUCUCUCUCUCUCGGCCGACGCCACUUUGUAUCCCGCCGCUCCGUAAAAGUAUCCUGCGGGAAAUCGGCGAGUCUUCGCACGCGAAUCUUUCGUUAUUCAUCUUCCCUGCCCGACUCCGUUCGCGACGGAGAAUAUCUCGCCGUCGCAUCGUCGCCGAUGCGGGCUCUAAACGUCGUCUGAAACUAUGAAUCUCCGAGACGACUAUCAAGACGACUCACUGUUGCACGUCUUCCGCCAAGACGUCCUGUCGACGCGAUGAACCUUCGGCCGAAACUUCGGACACGCAAUUAUCCAGGCAGAACCGAUCGAUUCGGCCCCGAUGGCCCCCGAUAACGAGACACCGCUCGGAUUACUCUAACUAGACGUAAUGUCCGCGUCGGUCGAAUCAUUACGCGAUUCCGUCGUCCUCCGGCCAAAUGCGUCGCGUCGCGUCGCGGUCGAAUUUCUAUGGAGACUAAUGAAACCGGAGUCUCCGGAGCCCGCGAGAUAUCCGGACGUAUUUUCUCGUCGCGUGUAUUCUCCAAGCGCGCCGUUCGCGGAAGUUCCCGCGGCGGGACGGCGUUCGAAGAGCGAUGAAUUAAUAUCCCGCGAUAGGAACGUGACCGUCAAAGUUACAGAAGAAUCUCGCUCUCGACGGUUACGCUCAUCCCUCGUCACACGCGGCGUUUUCGCGACGACGGCGACGAAGAGGAUCGCGCGCGCCACAUACGAGAGGAAAGAAAAGCGUUCUUGAACGCCCUCGGAAUUAAGCAAUUCGAUUGCAAUUGUCCUCCACCGACCACGUCUACUAUCUGAUGCUCGCGGGACAUCCCUUUCGCCUUGUCCCCGAUCCUCCGCGAUCAACUUUCAACCCCCCUUACCUUUCCCGCCGAUCGAACGUAUCGUCUAUAAUCCAGCUUACAGUUCGCGGCGACCGGCUCUCUCGUCUGUUCUCUCUCACCCCCUUUCAACCACCCCCUGCAUCAUUUCCCACCCCCGCGUCCUAUCCCGUGGAAAAUUCCGAGAUUCUCCUCUCUCUCUCUCUCU